GUAUGAGUUUAAAGAUUUACUCGGAACUGGCGCCUUCUCUAAAGUUUUCCUUGCGGAAUGUCGCUUCGAACCUGGUACUUUUGUUGCAAUUAAAUGCAUUGACAAAAAGGCAUUAAAAGGAAAGGAAGAUUCAUUAGAAAAUGAAAUUCGAAUUACGUCACAACAACAUUGUUCAACUUUAUGAUACUUUUGAUGAGAAACAUUAUGUUUAUUUGGUGAUGGAAUUAGUAACAGGAGGCGAACUUUUUGAUCGGAUUGUUGCUAAAGGCUCUUAUACAGAAAGGGACGCUUCCAAUCUCAUUAGACAGGUGCUUGAAGCAGUUUCAUUCAUGCACGACAACGGUGUAGUCCACCGCGACUUGAAACCAGAAAACCUACUUUAUUUUAACCAAGACGAUGAUUCCAAAAUUAUGAUCUCAGAUUUUGGCCUUUCAAAAACUGAAGAGUCUGGAAUUAUGGCGACAGCUUGUGGGACACCGGGAUAUGUGGCGCCCGAAGUUCUUCAGCAGAAACCUUAUGGAAAAGCUGUGGAUGUUUGGUCUAUUGGAGUAAUCGCCUACAUCCUUCUCUGCGGUUAUCCACCAUUUUACGACGAAAACGACGCUAAUUUAUUUGCCCAAAUAAUUAAAGGGGAAUAUGAAUUCGAUUCCCCAUAUUGGGACGAAAUUAGCGAUUCAGCAAAAGAUUUUAUUUCUCAUCUAAUGUGUUGCUCUCCUGAACAGAGGUAUUCCUGUGAGCAAGCAUUAGCACAUCCUUGGAUUAGUGGAAACACAGCUCGAACAAAAGACAUUCACGGAACUGUAGCAACACAUUUAAAAAGAAGUUUGGCGAAAAGAAAAUGGCGCAAGGCAUACAACGCUACAGCAGCAAUUCGACAGCUACAAAUGUUACGGCUUUCAUCAGCGCGUUAUUUGCAACAGAAUCCAGGCAAGAAAGCUAUGGCUACAACAACAUUAACUGCAAAUCAUUAA
This is a messenger RNA of Meloidogyne enterolobii, 971 nucleotides long. The record is from the annotation of a GenBank genome assembly. Lineage: Eukaryota; Metazoa; Nematoda; Chromadorea; Rhabditida; Meloidogynidae.